UAAUUGGUCGAAAACUGGAAAGGAAUAGGACAGCUUCAUUCUCCUGCGCCGCUGAUCGCUCCUCCCAUCCUCCCUCGCGGUAAAACCCUAGAGCUGCAUCGUUGAUUUGAGGCAGAGGGAAUCACAUUUGCUUGUGUCGGAGAUAACGGAACAGGAUCCCCUUUUGAUCUGCGUUUAUUUUUCUCUAUUUGGCGACGUGAGGGAGGACGAGAAGGCGUGAUGCGGUCGGCGGCGGUCGUCAUGGCCUGGAACGUGUUCAAGUUCUGCACCGCUUUGCGGGCUCUCGGAUCGCUCAUGCUCCUCCUUGUCCUCGGCAUCGUCGGAGUCAGCUAUUACGCCGUCGUCAUCGCCAAUUACGGACCCGUUCUCAUUGCUGGGGGUCACGGUUCGUUCCUCGCCGUCGUCGUCUUGCUCCUCUUCCAUGCCCUGUUGGGCUUACUUCUAUGGACCUAUUUCUCUGUUGUUCUGACGGACCCUGGCAGUGUGCCCCCAAAUUGGAAGCCUGUUGUAGAUGAGGAGAGUGGAGAAACCACUCCAUUAACAAGCAUGGAGUUCAGUGGUCAUAUUAUAAAUUUGAAACAACCAGGACCCCUUACAGAAAUUGCAAGUCCAAGAAUAAGGUAUUGCAGGAAGUGCAAUCAUUUGAAGCCACCUCGCUGCCAUCACUGCUCUGUUUGUGGACGAUGUGUACUCAAGAUGGAUCAUCAUUGUGUGUGGGUCAUCAAUUGUGUUGGGGCUUUAAACUACAAGUUCUUUCUUCUUUUUCUGAUUUACACAUUUCUUGAGACAACUCUUGUUAGUGUUUCGCUGUUGCCUCAUUUCAUUGCCUUCUUUAAAGAUGUGGAGAUACCUGGCACACCAGGAACACUAGCAACUACUUUUCUGACAUUCGUGUUGAAUCUGGCUUUUGCAUUAAGUGUGAUGGGGUUUCUUAUCAUGCACGUGUCUUUAGUUAUGAAGAAUACCACAACAAUUGAGGCAUAUGAGAAAAAAACAACUUCAAAGUGGAAAUACAAUCUUGGCCGCAAGAAGAACUUCGAACAGUUGAUUGCUCUUGAAACAGGUUUUUGGGACAAACAAGAAAUACUGGCUCAUCCCAGCGUAUUCUGAAGAGGACCUGAGAAGAAUGCCAGCUCUGCAGGGGCUAGAGUACCCCAGCAAGUCAGAUAUGGAUGUAAAAUAGAACUCCUGUAAUAAUCUUUGGUUUCGCUUGAAAAUUAGCAUAUCACGCAAAAAGAAAAAAAAAACAUAGGUUUAGUUAGUAUGUGGAAAUCUUUCAAUUGUCAUCCAUAACUCUGUGUAAGAUUUGAGUUCGUCAGUUUUUAUGCCCUUAUCCAUGAAGCUAUUGUAAGAUACAUUGUUACAUGUAACCUUAUCUAUAGGACACAUGAAAGCCUUUCCAAGCAACCUUAAGACA
Zingiber officinale is the source of this 1417-nucleotide messenger RNA. Its product is annotated as probable protein S-acyltransferase 14. The transcript has 7 exons. Bases 220 to 1110 code for a protein of 296 amino acids. The record is from RefSeq and is a predicted model, not a curated record. Gene Ontology annotation, cellular component: Golgi apparatus; endoplasmic reticulum. Gene Ontology annotation, biological process: peptidyl-L-cysteine S-palmitoylation; protein targeting to membrane. Lineage: Eukaryota; Viridiplantae; Streptophyta; Magnoliopsida; Zingiberales; Zingiberaceae. Gene Ontology annotation, molecular function: protein-cysteine S-palmitoyltransferase activity.